Messenger RNA from Somion occarium, 1123 nucleotides. The record is from the annotation of a GenBank genome assembly. Lineage: Eukaryota; Fungi; Basidiomycota; Agaricomycetes; Polyporales; Cerrenaceae.
AGGCUACUUCUAAUCCUUCGUAAAUAUCCACCAGCAUAAUGGCAGCCGCGAACGUAGAAGAUCAACGACUGACUGCACCUGAGGAGCCCCGUCGUCGCGUCCCGUUCCUCACUGUCGUCGAUCCUGCUGGUGACGCGGCAUUUGAUGCGUCAACGCCAUCGCGAAAAGAGAUCAAGCAGAACAUUAAACAUCUUGAGUAUGUGUGCUCGGGAUGUGGAGAGGAGAAGAGAGCUGAUCAAAUGAAAGCUUGUGGUCGAUGUAAGAUUGCUAGAUAUUGUUCUACUCAGUGUCAGAAAUCCGACUGGAAAAGACACAAGCUGGACUGUGUCGUGCCUUCCGAAGGUGGCGAUGUAGGUCAAUAUCGGGAUGUCACCCUCAAGCUUGCCGCACGCGUUGGUGCCAAUGAAGCCCUUAUGGAUAACAUUCUCUUGCAUUCCGUUCUGCAGCUGGGACUUCUCCGCGACUCUUCUUUAGCCGAGAAGUAUGUCAUUCGGGUAACGUGCGGCAACUCUCCAGCCGAUUUGCAAGGUUACAUGAAUGGCUUGAUCAACGGAGACGGUCCGCCAGAAGACGUUCAAGUGUUAUUGACAUGCCAAGCAAUUGACCGUAUACCUCUUGAGGAAGCUCCACCCUUGGUCCGGAGGUUCGAAAUGGAAAAGAGGGCAAGAUACAUCCAGUCUGGUGGCAGAGAUCCAUUCGUCAUCAUCUAUUUCGUCAACGAAGAGGGCGAUAUGGGCGUGUCUAUCCAUGGUCGACCUGUUUGUGAAGCAAUGCUUGCCUAUAUGUCAACAAAACCUACUAUGGAGAUCCGGUCGGCAAUGUUUGGUACGAGUGUCGUGCCACUCGAUGAAAAGGCUAUCAUCCAGCAAUUCAAUAACAUGAUCCGUAUGGACAAGUCAAACAAGUUCAAGUUGCGAUCUUACCCGAUGCCCAAGCCAACGCAAGAUCCUGUGAAUGCUUCGAUUGAAGAGGCCUCAAGUUAGGCGGAUUUUUCUGUCGAAUCACUUUGGCAGCAGUGUUGUCCUGUCUCUUUGUACCAAAUAUGUAUACCUGUCCUAGGAGAGCAUUGCGGAUUUUAUGCUGGCCAUAUGUGCUGUCAAAUUGAAGAAGCAACGUCACCGAG